AUGUCUGCCACCAUCCCCACCCAGUUCACCGGCCAGGCCGCCAUGUCGAAGCAGAACGAGGAGAAGUUCGACCUCAAGGAGCACUCGUACACCCCUCGCGCCUUCAACGAGGACGACGUCAUUAUCAAGAUCGAGUGCUGCGGCGUGUGCGGCUCCGACCUCCACACCAUCACCUGCGGCUGGCAGGCGCACGACAACUUCCCCGCCAUCGUCGGCCACGAGAUUAUCGGCACUGUCGAGCGUGCCGGCGCCAACACCACCCACAAGGUUGGCGACCGCGUUGGCUUUGGCGCUCAGUGCUCCAGCUGUGGCGAGUGCUCCAGCUGCAAGGCCGGCCAGGAGAACUACUGCCUGAAGGGUAUGGGCGGCACCUACCAGGGCAAGACUGGUGACAAGGUCCAGCCUUACACCCAGGGCGGCUACGCCGACUACUACCAGGGCCCCGGCCACUUUGCCGUCCCCAUCCCCGCCGAGCUCGAGUCGGCCGUUGCCGCCCCUAUGCUCUGCGCCGGCGGCACCGUGUACGCGCCCCUCGUCCGCUACGGCGCUGGUCCCGGCAAGAAGGUCGGCAUCAUCGGCAUUGGCGGUCUUGGCCACCUCGGUGUUCAGUUCUCGGCCGCUCUCGGCGCUGACACUUUCGCCAUCUCGCACUCGGACAGCAAGCGCGCCGACGCUGAGAAGCUCGGUGCCAAGGGCUUUGUUGCCACCAAGGACGCCAAGACCGCCCUCGCUGAGCACGCCGCGACUUUCGACCUCAUCGUCUGCACUUCCUUCCAGGAGGGCAUGCCUCUCCAGGAGCUCUACCUCCCCCUGCUCAAGCCUUUCGGCAACAUGGUGAUUGUGGGCAUUCCGAACAGCGGGAUCCCAGCACCUGGUUGGGCUGUUCUUGGCAAGAGCAUCACUGGUUCGCUCAUCGCCUCGCCCAGCGAGCUCACCGAGAUGUACGCCCUCGCCGUCGCCAAGGGUGUCCGCACCUGGGUCGAGACCCGUCCCAUGUCGGAGGCUACCCAGACCCUGCAGGACAUGCACGAGGGCAAGGCCAAGUUCCGCUACGUCCUUGUCAACUAG
Molecule: messenger RNA, 1068 nt
Organism: Apiotrichum porosum
Lineage: Eukaryota; Fungi; Basidiomycota; Tremellomycetes; Trichosporonales; Trichosporonaceae
Exons: 4
Coding region: 1-1068 (355 amino acids)
Biological process (GO): alcohol metabolic process
Molecular function (GO): alcohol dehydrogenase (NADP+) activity
Source: RefSeq, a predicted model, not a curated record